Molecule: messenger RNA, 3786 nt
Organism: Fulvia fulva
Lineage: Eukaryota; Fungi; Ascomycota; Dothideomycetes; Mycosphaerellales; Mycosphaerellaceae
Product: ABC multidrug transporter
Exons: 3
Coding region: 1-3786 (1261 amino acids)
Biological process (GO): transmembrane transport
Cellular component (GO): membrane
Molecular function (GO): ABC-type transporter activity; ATP hydrolysis activity; ATP binding
Source: RefSeq, a predicted model, not a curated record
AUGAAUAUUCGCCUGUCGGACCAGGAGACUGCUAUCAUCAAUGAACAGAUCAACAAUCCACCGGCAACGGAGAUCAGCUACUUCAGUCUUUUCCGCUAUGCGACUCGAAGGGACCUCGUCGUCAUUUCCAUUAGCACAUGCUGUGCUAUUGUUGGAGGUGCUUCGCUACCUAUCAUGAACCUCGUCAUUGCUUCUAUCGUUGGGAAUCUCGCCGGGCUUUACCAAGGACAGACAUCUAACUUCGCCCCAGACAUGAGCCGGCUGACUCUCUACCUCGUGUACCUCGCAAUCGGACAAUUCUGCGCGAUAUCAAUCACGGUCCUGGGAUUCACUUCUAGCGCCGAGAAGAUUACCAGCCAGAUGCGCUAUCACUAUCUGACAAGCUUGUUGAGGCAGAACGUUGGGUUUUUCGAUCAGACUGGUGCUGGAGAGAUCACAACGAGGAUUACCAGCGACAUGAACAUGGUGCAAGAUGGGAUAUCGGAGAAAUUGGGAAUGUCAAUCAAAGGCAUUUCGACCCUCGUCACUGCGUAUGCGGUGGGGUUCACUGUACAAUGGAGGUUGACCUUGGUGCUCACAUCGGCAGUUCUGGCGAUUUCUGGAACUCUGGGCGGACUGGGCCAUUUCGUGAUAAGAUGGAGCAGGAAGUCUUUGUCUUGCUAUGCUGAGGGCGGAUCUCUUGCAGAAGAGGUCAUGGGUCCAGGAUCGAUGCGCAACGUUCUGGCAUUCGGUAUGCAGGAGAGACUGGCAGGCCAAUAUGACCAUCACCUGCAAACAGCGGAGAAAUUUGGUUUUCGGAUGAGGAGUUCCGUGGCUGUCAUGGCGGGCAUUCUCAUGUUCUGCAUCUAUUCGACGUAUGCUUUGGCAUUUUGGGUUGGAAGUCGUUAUCUAGUCGCGGGUGAGGCGAACUUGAAGGAUAUUCUCACCGUCCUUCUUUCGAUCACGAGCGGCGCAUUCGCUGUCGGACAUGCCAUACCAUAUCUGCAAACCUUUGGGACAGCCAGAGCCGCCGCGUCCAAGAUUUACAGUACGAUUGCUAGGCGUUCCCCUCUGGAUCCAGCAUCUGUGCAGGGUCUCAGCAUUGACCCCUUGACCCUACAGGGUGCCAUUGAGUUCCGUGGUGUAAGACAUAUUUAUCCGUCGAGACCACAUGCCGUUGUCCUCGAAGAUCUAAACCUCAUCCUGCCGGCCGGGAAGACCACUGCGAUACUAGGUCCCUCGGGAUCCGGGAAGAGUACCAUCGUUGGCCUCCUCGAACGCUUUUACAAUCCAGUUGGUGGGCAGAUAUUACUGGAUGGUGUCAAUAUUCAGGACGUCAACAUACGAUGCCUUCGACAGCAGGUCGGAUUGGUAACUCAAGAACCGGUACUUUUCGACACCACAGUAGCAGAGAACAUAGGCUUCGGGCUUACUGGAUACGAUAGCUUGGAGACCACACCGCGUUACUCACUUUCCGAUGACCAGGCCAUGGAAAUGGUCCAAGAGGCUGCCAAAAUAUGCAAUGCUGAUGAGUUCAUUCGCCAGCUUCCUAACGGCUAUCGCACCAUGAUCAACGACGAUCUACUCUCUUGUGGACAGAAGCAGCGCAUCGCGAUUGCCAGAGCAAUUGUGUCGAAUCCAAAGAUCCUCAUACUUGAUGAACCCACUUCAGCGUUAGACAAUAAGAGCGAACAAGCUGUCCAGACUGCCCUGAGAAACGCGGGAAGCGGCAGAACGACAGUGAUUGUGUCGCAUCGAUUGAGCACUAUCUGUGAUGCUGACAACAUUGUGGUCAUGGAACAGGGCUGCGUCGUGGAACAGGGGACACACGAGCAACUGUUACAGCGGCAAGGAGCCUAUUCACGGUUGGCCAAAACCCAGCUCCAUAGUCGACCAGAGAUUCCUCCACGGCAAGGAUACAACAAUGACGAGGCUCUUGCAGCAAGCGAGGCGAACGAAGAAGAUCUGACUGAAAAGCCGUUGAGCGGGCUCUCCACCGAUUUCGAGCCCAGAACGCCUGCGUCGUCAAUCCCCAUACUUGUGGAGCAGCCGUCCCUGUGGUCACUUAUCAAGUUCGUCGCUUCUCUCAAUAAGCCGGAGUGGCACAUUCUGCUCGUGGGCGUAUUCUGCUCGAUAUUCUGUGGUGCCGGCAAUCCAGUUCAGGCCAUCCUCUUUGCCAAGUGCAUCGCAGCAUUGUCUCUCCCAGCUACUCGCUUUGGCGAGCUACGCUCAGAGAUCUACCGUUGGACCAUCCUCUUUCUUGUUUUGGCUCUGGUAGAACUGUGUUUCCAUGUGUCUGAAGGCAUCUCGUUCGCCUGGUGCAGUGAGAAGCUCGUUCGUCGAGCAAGGGAGCAGUCUUUCCGCAUUAUACUUGGGCAAGAGACGGCGUAUUUCGAAGAGCGCUCCGCUGGAUCCCUUACGUCCUUCCUCAGCACAGAAACAACAUAUCUAGCAGGCAUGUCCGGAGUCACGUUAGGAACGAUUACCAAUGCCGUAUCUACACUGUGCAUUGGCUGUAUCAUUGCCGUCGUCAUCGGCUGGAAGCUUGCACUGGUCUGCAUGACAACGAUGCCUAUCGUCUUGAGUUGCGCAUUCCUCCGAUUUUGGGCCACGAGUCGACUACACAGUACUGCUAUGAAAGCAUACAGCGCAUCGGCUUCGUAUGCUUGUGAAAGCAUUUCCGCAAUUCGCACUAUAAGCUCCCUCGCGCUUGAAGAGCAAGUCACCAAACGCUACCGUGAUCAAUUGACAAAGCAAUGCCGCACUCUUAAGUCCACGCUCUGGACCAGCGCUUUGUAUGGAGCUGCCGAAGGCUUGAUGACUCUUUGCGUCGCGCUGGGCUUCUGGUUUGGAGGUAGACUGAUGGGUGAAGGCGAGUACACGAUAUUUCAAUUCUUUGCUGCUUUCAUGGCCGUUGUAAACGGCUCAGAAGCAGCUGGUACAGUGUUCAGCUUUGCACCGGAUAUAGGCAAGGCGAAGCAUGCUGCUGCUGAAAUCAAGGUUCUCCUCGAGCGCAUUUCCCCGAUUGAGAAAGCUGGCGGGGACCCGGUUUUGUCAGUGCAAGGCGACGUCGAGUUUCGCAACGUACAUUUUCGAUACCGAAAUCGCGAGAAUAUGGUUCUGAGAGGGCUCGAUUUGAAGAUACGGGCAGGUCAGUAUGUGGCAUUGGUCGGCUCAAGCGGCUGCGGGAAGACGACGACCAUCUCGAUGAUUGAACGGUUCUAUGAUCCUCUGAUUGGUCAAGUCCUCGUCGAUGGCAAAGACAUUCGCAGCCUCGAUGUGAAGACAUAUCGCAGCCAUAUUGCGCUGGUAUCGCAAGAGCCGCGAUUGUACCAGGGUACGAUCAAGGACAAUAUCCUUCUGAGCGUAGGCGCAACACCCGUCUCCGAUGGAGCUCUCGAACAAGCUUGUCGUGAUGCAAAUAUCUACGACUUCAUCAUGUCAUUGCCAGACGGCUUCGAAACGAAUGUCGGGAGCAAGGCUGUCAUGCUGUCUGGUGGACAGAAGCAGCGCAUUGCGCUUGCUCGAGCAUUCGUACGUAACCCGUCCAUUCUUCUUCUAGACGAAGUCACGAGUGCCGUUGAUGCUAUCUCUGAAGAAGCGGUACAGGCCGCACUGGACAAGACUCGUCGUGGUCUCACAACCAUCGCCAUUGCCCACCGACUGUCGACGAUACAAAAAGCCGAUGUCAUUUAUGUCUUGGACGAAGGCCAGGUGGUAGAGUCUGGAAGCCAUGAAGAACUGAUGGACCGAAGAGGAAAGUAUUCUGAGCUAGUACAGACGCAGAACGGGGAAGUACGUUGGUAA